CACAACUGUGCACCAUGGAAGGCAAAGGGCUGGUGGCUGAGCUGCAGAGAGCGGCCAUCUGCCCAGUCUGCAGGGGUCACUUUAAGGACCCGGUGAUCCUCGACUGUGACCACAGCUAUUGCAGGGCUUGCAUCACUGGCUACUGGGAGGAGGGGUCCCCAACGGGAAAUGGCCCUCGGGUGCUGUCUUGCCCCCAGUGCAAGAAAGUAUUUGAGAGGAAGAACCUCCGGACCAACGUCAAGCUGGCUGUGGAAGUCAAGAUCACUCAACACCUCAAUGCCAAGACAGCCCAAGGGCCUCUUGCCUCAAAGACCAGGCGCCGCCGUGGAGGCUGGAGGCCCACAGCUGGCAUCCAGAAGGAAAAGGAAGGCAUCCAAGAAGUCUGCAGCUGUUAUGGUGACGUGGCACAAUCCUACCCCAAGAGCGACAGCUGGAAAGAAGCAAGACCAGAAUAGUGAAUGCAACACAGGAAGAAGAAAGCGGCUUUAUUCCAGCUAAUGUGGUUUGGAUUCCUUCACCACCAUUUUCACCUGAACAGUCAGCCAGAGCCCUUCCAAACGGCUGUCCCUUCUUUCCCAAGCCCACCGCAUGGAAGAGAUGGAGAAGUUAACGUCGCUGCCAGUCCUGAGUUCUGGAUACAUAGAGAAAAAUGUCCUUUGCAGGUGCCUGGAAACCUCUUGACUCAUUUCUUCAUAUCUUCUUCAACAGGACCUUAAUACUGGAACCAAAUUUCAGGACUGAAGUUGCCUCUCGUUCAGAAGAAAUUCCACCUGUAGCUGAGCAGACCAGAUUUUUUGGUUGGGCUCAGUUAAAGAAAAUGGCUUUACUUGAAGGCCAAGACUUGGAAGCUCUAAUCAGCACCUCGGAAAAAUCCUCCUCUGCCUCCUCCAAAUGUCACUACAUACGGGUGACAGGACAGAAAGAAGCUUGUGUUUUUUUAGGUUACUGCUGAAUUAACCUGGGGAGGGGGGAUUGAUGGGAGGCAGGGAUGGGCAACCCAGGGCCCUGGAGCUGCAGUCCCCCCCCCGAGAAAGGUGUGGAAUGCAACUCCACCAAGUUUGCAUUGCAACCUCAACUGCCAUUGCCACAAUCGCCUUCUAGCACCGGGCAGGGAGAAGCUCCACUAUAAAGGCUCCUGGGUCAAUGUGGAGGGAGGGGGUGGACCUUCCCUUGGCCGGAGCUUCUUGAACUAGCUGUCUACCAUUUCACUCCCAGGAUUCAUUUCACUGGUCAUUUUCCUCCUUGCCUGACGGAAACCAUGUUUCCCUCUCCUGCAUUCUUUACACUGCAGACACCAUGGUGUAGAUAACGUGUCAAGCUGUAACCUGGUGUGUUGCUUAGCAGAAUGUGCAAACCAGGCCACAACGGCACGUUCAAGAAACCAGAAACCAAUACUGGUUGAGUAUUAUUCACAAACCCAGCCUAUGUUGAUCACUGAGCAGCUGCCAAAAUGAUAGCAUUUUUGGCAUGAAUUCGCAUUUGCUGAAGGGCACUGAAGAUCACUGUACAAUUAUUCCUUAAACAAUCAGCAGGUAGAAACAUUUGGUCACCUCUGAUGGCUGGAGGGACCCAACACUUAGGGGAAAGAAAGGUCAUUAAUGUCAACCAGUUUCUGUGAAGUUGAGCCAGAUCCUGUUAAAGGGGAAAAUCUAAAGUUUCCUACCCUUGUUUGCCUUUUUAAUUUUAAAACAAAUUAACAUGUUUUCUCGUUCCCCUACUGAAUGGUACUGGCAUGCAUGAACAAGGAAGAGACUGCACAACUGUCACGUAGUUAACACUGGAUUGUUUUUAUUUUAUCUAUAAUACAGUGAUUGUUAAUUUGUGCUUGUCCAUAAAUGCAUUUGGGUCCUUCGUGGAAACGGACUGAAUGUAAAAUCAAGAACAAGUUAAAAGCUUGCCUGCUAAGGCAACUGGGGCAUCUUUGCGGAGAAGGUGUUGGUUUCGAAUUUUCAAUAAGUAACUAUGGGAAGUGUAAGCUUCGGAGUCAGUCCUGGUACAGCAUUUAAGUGAUUUGCCUCUUCCCCCCAGAUAUCAACUGUGCAGGACAUACAGUACUUGAUGUAAGUUGCCAAGAGGCUCUAGAACAGGUUGGGGAAUUCUGGGAGUUGAAGUCCACACAUCUUAAAGUUGCCAAGGUUGAGAAACCCUGCUCUAGACUGCAGCAAGGUAGAAAUGUGGGCCAUAAAUCAAUCUCCACAACAAUACAGGAGGGUCAGAAAUCCAAAAAACUGACUAGGAACAUUUAUUCCUACCCUGUAGUUCUCCUGCUUUUCUAAUAGCAGCACAAUAGUAAAAAUGAGGAUCGGGUCCAGACUACAAAAGGUGGGGCUGCAAAGGAGAACAGGGCUUUCUCUGAUCCUGCAGACACUGCUUUUUUCAUUUCCAGCAGUGGGUACCAAAACUUUUCAGAAUUCCUUUAUGAAAGCUACAGGUGCCCAACCUGAUGCCGUAGCUAAACCCACAGGAGUCCUUCUAGAAAGCUGAUAAAACAUUUUUAACAGGCUACAGAAAUGAAGAAAGAAACAAAGCUGGUGAUAGUCCUACAGAGCUGGAAGCCCUUCCGUCCGAGCUGAUGCCAAGAAAACUACCUGGAUGUGCCAAUAUAAUCAACAGCAGAUGAGCUCAGCUUCAGGGAACCUUGACCUUAAAUCACUUUCAAGUGCAGGAAAACAAGUAAAACACCUCCUAUAGCAAAUCCGCCUCCCCCCCUCCAAUUAUGGUGCAUUGCUAAAAGCCCCUUCAGGCAAGGCCUAGCAACCUUCCAAAUGUUCUUGCAAAGCCUAGCUUUAGAUCAAUCCCAGACGUUGGGACCUGUUCAGAUACCUAUCUAAUUGUUCCUACAUGAGCAUGAUCUCUCUGCCUCAGCAUGUUGGGGAAUGAUAUAUUUUAAGGUGGAUGACAAUCCGAUUAGCAGCAGCCACUUCUCAUCCGACGUUGGCAUGGAGGCUGCUCGGAGAUUACAAAGGCAUUGCUCGUGCAGAACAGGGAAGAUUUCUCUUAAAACUACAGCUACCUUCUCCCCCCCCCCCCCCCCAUUUCGGGGGACUCUUGUCAUUUUAAACAGCAGCUCUGUUCCUACAAUAUGAUUAGCUAUCUGGGAGGCAGGAAUCUGGAUGAUCGCCAGAUGGUAGCAAAGAGAUACAGAAAGGUUGGAGUUCUACAGCCCAGAUAUGAGUAGGCUAUUCUAGAAAGCCCAUAGGUGAAAGUGGACUAUCCUUGUAUUACCUAGACAGGUAAAGCCUUAGGGGUAGUUUUUGUAGCUGUCAAAAGUACUGUUUUGUUAAGAAAGGAUGGGAAGAUAAAAGGAAUCCACCUAGUGCAGAGCACCUUAUGAAGGACAUGGAAGGGAUAAAGGAGAUGGAAGAGGGCUGGCCGCUAAACUUUUUGAAGUCUGAAGCACUGAAGGUGUUACCUAGCCAGGUAACGAAACGUUUGCAAGAAAACAACCAAGCUCAGAGAACCCCAAGGACUCCACAGUUCAACCCUGAGCUAAACAUAUUCUCUUCUUUUGAAGUCUAACAGGAAGUGUUCCUCCCAGUUUUUAAUUAUUUCUUUUUAAUAUCUUUGUUCCUAUAUCUGGCAGCCAU
Molecule: messenger RNA, 3587 nt
Organism: Python bivittatus (Burmese python)
Lineage: Eukaryota; Metazoa; Chordata; Lepidosauria; Squamata; Pythonidae
Gene: RNF39
Product: ring finger protein 39
Source: RefSeq, a predicted model, not a curated record